Messenger RNA from Synchytrium microbalum, 816 nucleotides. RefSeq lists its product as uncharacterized. The record is from RefSeq and is a predicted model, not a curated record. The coding region runs from base 1 to 816 and encodes 271 amino acids. Lineage: Eukaryota; Fungi; Chytridiomycota; Chytridiomycetes; Synchytriales; Synchytriaceae. The transcript has 6 exons. Gene Ontology annotation, biological process: fatty acid beta-oxidation. Gene Ontology annotation, cellular component: peroxisomal matrix.
AUGGUCAACAUCCCAGCAUUCGAGGACUUGGUAGUGACUAUUGAUGGCGUUGUGGCCACCAUCAGACUCAAUAGGCCCAAGAGUCUCAACUCUUUUAGGCUUGAAACUUAUGGAGAGCUCGCGAAAGCUCUGAACGUCAUUAACUCCAUUCCUGAAAUCACUAUUACAGUUAUAACUGGAACUGGUAAAUUCUUUUCUUCUGGUAUGGAUCUUGCGGCUGCAGCUGCCAGAAAAAUCAUCGCAGAUCCAGUUGAACAUAAAGAGGCUAGAUGGAAGGAAUUGACUGGUGGUGGCGUCGCAUUGAUAUUCGCGCUAAUUGAGCAUACCAAGGUUACUGUUGUUGCUUUGAAUGGUGGUGCAAUAGGUUAUCCAGGUGCUUGGAUUGGAGGUGCUGAUAUCAUUGUGGCUAGUGACAAGGCAUAUCUCUAUCUCCCAUUCAUGAAACUCGGGCUCUCCGCUGAAACCGGCGUCACCCACACAUGGACUGCCCGAGCAAACGAAGGGUUUGCAGCUGACUUCCUCUACACAAACAAGCGUAUGACUGUCAAGGAACUUGGUUUGAAGGGAAUCCAACGAGUUUGGCCAGACGCUGAAUUCGAUGCUAAACUAAAGGAGAUGAUUGAUGAUAUGAAGACUGGUAAUGCGAGGUCUAUGCUGGAGGCUAAGAAAUUGAUGAAGGAUCCUAGUAGGAUUGCAUAUCGGAAUAGUGUUAUGCUUGAGACUUUGUACAUGGUGAAUAGGCCAGCUGGAGCUUCAAACACUGCUUUUGCUCAACGGGCUGCUGAAAUCGCUUCAAAGAAGACUGCAAAAUUGUAA